AUGCACCAUGAGCCUGCAACAUCAGCCAAACUACCAUCGACGGACGGACGAAUGGUUGUUGUGGAAGCUCAAAUUGAAUCCUCUCAGGAUCAUCUUUGCCAUCAACAACAACAACCAUUAUUACCUCUUAUGAAUGAUGAUUACAAUCCUAUCAUCAUAGCCUCCUCUAACUCUCUAACCGACACGUUAGGUACCUCUCUUCUGAAUGACUCUGUUCUUCCUCAUCGUCUUGUAGAUUCCGAAGAGGAAGAUACAGAUUCAAGUGUAACUGCCAUCUCAACCACCAAUUCCUUCCUCUCCAUAACCACUGCAGCUGCUGCCAAUGUGUCUUCACCUGGAUUGAAUCCUCUCAGUGGGUCUUCCUCUUCUUCUUCGCCUCGUUCCCGAAGUACCAUUUCUUCCACUACCAUUUCUGUGUCACCGCCAAAUAAUGGUGCAUUGUUGUCCUCUUCACCUCCUUCCUUAUCUCUUACAAGUACUUCAUCAUCUUCAGUGGAUAGAAUUAUCAAAAUGUUGUCUUUAUUCUUGCAAGAAGUUCAUUCAUCGGAAGAUUUACAUUUGAAACCCGAUGAGCCCAAUCAAAGUCGAGAAAAACUUGCAAAAAUUUCGCUUUCUACCUAUCAUAUGCAACGAUUGUUUGAGAAAUUUGAACAAUUUCAUCAACAAAAGAAUCGAGAUGGAGACUCUGUAAGCAAGGCAAAAAACUUGUUUCAAUGGGUAUUGGAUAAAAUUGUAAAUAGCUCUGAUUCACAUCAUGUCACAAAUUCGGAUAUGGAUAUUUUGAUUCAAAAAUUUAGAACAGUAGUGACAGAAAUUGAGGUGUUUUUUAAAAAGUUGAGAAACGAAAAAGAAGAUACCAGGAGCCAAGGUGUGGUUGUUAAUCUUCGAUAUUUUGGAGCUUUAAACCAAAUAAUUUUCACGGGAAAAUCAACAACUUGUCAAUUCAUACUUUCCUCCAUUAUUAAUCCACCAAACAAUUUACGAGGAAUAACGUUUAAUAGAAAUGUGAACAUUGAAACAUUUGACACCAUUCUGGAUCCAAAAAAUACCACUUUUUCGAAUUUGCGAUUUAUUGAUUGUCACGAACUACUUCAAAAAUUAGAGGACGAUCAAAGCUUGGGUGAAUAUGUGCUGAAUCAAGUGAAAUCUAUAUAUAUUGAAAAGUGUGAAAUUGCUAGCUUGAAUUGUUUGUUUAAACCCAAUAGAAUAUGGAAACAACUUUCAAAGUUGAGGAUGCGAAAAACCAAAUUGAAUGACAUUUUCUCUUUCAGUGACUGCAUUCCGAAUAUUCGAGAAUAUCACAUGUCUCACAACUACCUAUCAUGUGUACAUACUCCAUCAUGUAUAGUUACUUCAAAUUUAGUAAUUUUAGAUUUAAGUUUUAAUUUAUUAGAAACUCUUGAUAGUUUUUCAAGAGUGAAACUUCCCAACCUGGAAAUUUUAGAUGUUUCACAUAACUACUUGACCGGUAUUAGAGGAAUUUUACGAGCUUGCGGAAAGAAUAGCCUCAAGCAACUCUAUCUUCAUGCAAACAGUAUUGCUCAAUUUGAAGAUGUCUAUUUCUUAAAUUAUUUUGAAUCAUUACAUGCAUUGACUCUAUUAGAGAAUCCCAUUGAGAACGAUCCAAUGUAUAGCCAAACCAUGCUGAAUUUAUUCUCCAACUCUGCAAAAUUAUUCUAUUUCGAUGGAACCGAAUAUCCAUUGAAACAGCUGACAGAAUAUUCAUUUCCUCUUGUCAGCGACGACGAUGUGCGAGAUCCUGCAGAGAUUGAAACGUCAGGAAAUAUUCCACCACCUCCUCCUAUGUUUUCUCCCAUUCCCCCACCUCCUCCCAUGUUCCCUGAAGCGAAUGGAAUCGUACCUCCACCUCCUCCUGGAACAAUUCCUCUUCCUCCCAAUGUUCGAGUGAUUCCAACAAGAAAAACAAAAAAAGAAGUCUCAAAAACCAAAAAUAUUCAUUGGAAACCUGUCACAGUUACCAAGACGAGAAGUCGAUCUGUUUGGAAUGUGGAAGAAAAAGUCGAUGUCAUUUCUAUGGAUCAUUUACAAAAAUUAGAGUCAAUCUUCUCAGCUUCCAAGGACUCACCAACUCGAGGAGGAAUUGGCUCUAAGAAAAUCAUCAGCAAUGAAUUAGAUACUAUUAUUGACUCAUCCCUAUCUAGAAAUUUAGAAAUUCUAAUCAGCGGCCUGUUCAAACAUAGCGACGUGACCUCUAUUAUGCAAAACAUCAAUCAUCUCGAUACUCAGCCACUAUCAAUAGAGCAAAUUAAGGCCAUUUCUCAAUUUGUGCCGGCCAUUGAAGAGAUGCGAAAAAAGAUUACUCUUGUUGAACAGAAUAUUCAAAAAUUGAAACCUGCGCUUAUAUGGACAUGGCAUUUGUCACAAGUGAAACAUCUACCAAUCAAAAUUCAACUCAUGCAAUACAUCAAGUCAUUUGACACAAGCACUCUCCUCUCAACCAUUGAGGCGAAAUAUAAUGCUUACGAACAGUUACAAAACUCAAAAGCAUUUGUGAAGGUUCUUCACAUUCUCUUAUUUCUAGGAAAUUACAUGAAUCGAGGAAAAACCAAACUUGAAGAUGCUCAAGGAUUUCAUUUGAAUAUUCUUCCAAAAUUGAGCGAUACCAAAUCUCAGCAUAAUUCAAAAACUUACACCUUAAUUCACUUUCUCGCUGAAACCUUAAAGAAAGAUAGUAAUGGACUCUAUAAUUUUGAAACAGAUCUUGAGAAUUGUGUUUGUAAUCCAGAUAUUGUGAACAUGAGCUUGGAAACGAUACAACUCGAUUUGAAAGAACUCCAUACUGUGAAAAAUUAUUUCAUUGAGAAACAACCACUCGUUCUAGCUAACGAAGAAACAAAAACAGAACAUGAUGAUGUUUUAUGUCGAAAUUUUUUAACAUUCAUGACCCAAUGUGAGGAAUCGGUGUCACAAGUACAAAAAGCCUUUGACAAGCUCCAGAAUAGCUUUACAAUGGCCUGUGAUUUUUUCCAUUUCAAUUAUGAUGAAGCUUCUGCUCAAGCGAGUAAUGGAGGCAGCAAUGGAAGCAGUAAUAGCGAUCAAUUAUUGGUCAUUAUUCGAGAUUUUAUUGUUCAAUUCAAGAAAGCGAAAGAAGACAUUGAAAAGGAAGAAAAGAAAAAUAUGCAACCAUCGACACCUUCCCGUAGAGGCUCGGUCAUGAUGAGAGUACAAUCCAUUUCUGAAAUGAAAGUGGAGUCUCCAGCAAGCCCAACACCGAGCUCUCCAACACUGAACCAUCACAAUGACACCAUCAUUCGAAAUUAUCGCAAUCGAAGAAAACACAGCCUUAAAUCGAAGAGUUUUUCUUCGUUUGCUGAGUUGCAAGUAGAUGGCAUGGGGCAGACCACGAGCACAUCAAGCACCUCUUCAACUCCCAACGAAAGUGAAGGAUCCAUUGUUGUUGCUGAUUCCAACGUGUAA
Naegleria lovaniensis is the source of this 3438-nucleotide messenger RNA. RefSeq lists its product as uncharacterized. The transcript has a single exon. The coding region runs from base 1 to 3438 and encodes 1145 amino acids. The record is from RefSeq and is a predicted model, not a curated record. Gene Ontology annotation, molecular function: protein binding. NCBI's taxonomy places the organism in Eukaryota, Heterolobosea, Eutetramitea, Acrasida, Naegleriidae.